This is a messenger RNA of Colletotrichum siamense, 1917 nucleotides long. RefSeq names its product Dihydrogeodin oxidase (gene gedJ). The record is from RefSeq and is a predicted model, not a curated record. Bases 1 to 1917 code for a protein of 638 amino acids. The transcript is spliced from 9 exons. Gene Ontology annotation, molecular function: copper ion binding; oxidoreductase activity. NCBI's taxonomy places the organism in Eukaryota, Fungi, Ascomycota, Sordariomycetes, Glomerellales, Glomerellaceae.
AUGGGGUUCUGGAAGAGACUCAUCGAGAUCCUCGUCUUCUCCUCCGAGUUCAAGGGGCAAAGCAGAGUGACUUCUGAUCUGCCCUCCCUCGGACGUGUUGGCCCGCAAAGUGACAACUUCCCAAAACCCGACGGCUCAUGCAACACACCCGAGAAUCGACAGUGCUGGACCACUGGGAUCUCUAAAGCGGAAGGCUUCAAUAUUGAAACCGAUUACGAGAUAAAGACACCAGAGGGCGUCUUUUACUUGGAAGUCACGAACACGACAAUUGCCCCUGACGGAUACAAUGUUUCGCGUAUGCUGUUCAACGGAUCGUAUCCCGGACCAACUCUUGAGGGCAACUGGGGCGAUACUUUCAGAAUCACUGUCAAGAACAACCUCACCAACUUCAACGGCACAUCCAUUCACUGGCACGGCAUCAGGCAGUUGAACACCAACUGGAUGGACGGUGUUUCAGGAGUGACUGAAUGUCCCAUUCCGCCUGGUGAAAACUUCACAUACGAGUGGAGAGCCCAGCAGUAUGGCGUGUCUUGGUACCACAGUCACUUCAGUCUCCAAUAUGCCGAUGGACUGGUGGGAGCUCUAAAGAUCAAUGGGCCAACCAGUAUGAAUUACGAUGAGGAUCUUGGUCCCGUGUUGAUCACCGAUAACUUCCACAAGACCGCUUUUUCCCAGGUCCAGCUUGAAUACUUAGGUCGCCCACCCUCACCAGACAGCAUGUUGAUGAACGGCAAAGGCAAAUAUCACUGCUGCUCGACGUGUCCCGGAGCACAGGAGAACUGUGUCGGCGGGUCGCAACGAGAGUCUUUUAACUUCACAGAGGACAGGACGUACAAGAUGAGCCUCGUUAACACAGGAACAUCGACUCACACAACCUUCUGGAUUGACAACCAUAAUUUUACAGUCGUUGCAGCGGAUUUCGUCCCCAUCACCCCUUACCCUGCGUCAAUCAUCAACGUCGCCAUUGGGCAGCGCUACGACAUCAUCAUCAAGGCUAAUGCUACGAAAACCGAUACCAACGAGAAGGACUUUUGGAUCCACGCACGAGACUGCUCACUUGGUGGUGCUCCUUCGAAUCUCGGGAUCAUUCGAUACGACCAUACAUCCACAAAUAUCCCUCACACUCCUCCCGUUGAUGACAGACACGUAUGUUACGGCUGUCUGGACGAAAAGGCAGAGGACCUAAAACCUAUUGUCAAGAGAACUGUCGAGCAUCCUGCCAAUUCCGACUACAAAGAAAAAUCAUUCAAGGUGCAUUUGGUGGGCUACCCCAAUGCCGCAGACAAUACCUCCGCCAUGCACAAAUGGGUACUCAAGGACUCGUCGUUCUAUCUGGAUUGGACUGAGCCGAGUCUUAGUCUAGUCAAGGUUGCUUUCGAAAAGAAUUGGGACACGGCUCCAUUUCCGACAGGCUAUGAGCCUGUAUUUCUAGACGACUACAAACAUGGCGACUGGGUGUACUGGCUCAUUGAGGGCAAAUUUCAGGAAUCUGUGGACAACUCCACGCACAACAUCUACAAGAAACAAGCUCCGGUAGCUCACCCCAUGCACAUCCACGGGCACGACUUUGUCAUUCUGGCACAAAGUACCAAAGAAUUCAAUGGUACGGUUGAAAUUGACGAAAAGACAUUCGAUAAUCCGGCGAGGCGCGAUGUGGCCUUACUUCCAGUCGAUGGGUAUCUUCUCAUUGCGUUCCAGAUCAAUAACCCGGGAAUUUGGCUCAUGCACUGCCACAUCGCCUGGCACGCCAGCGGUGGACUCGCGCUCCAGUUCAUUGAAUCGCCCAAAGAGAUAGGGCCUGCAUUCGCAAAGUCUGGUGUUGCCUCGAAGUUUUCCGAGCAGUGUACCAACUGGGCGGCGCACUACACUCUGUACAACAAGAACUUCCACGCCGAGCAGGAUGACUCCGGUAUCUAA